UCUCAUCAUGUCUCGAUAGAUCAUCCAAGCCCAGCUUAGCUUAGCUUAGCUAGCGACCCAACUGAAAAAACCCUAUCAUGCGCGAAGCAUGCAUGCCUCGAUCGAUCUCGCACAACCACCCUCUUCUCCUCGAUCGAUCGAAUGGUUGGUUCGGUUUGGUUUUGAUUGAUCGAUAUUGCUUUUGUUUACCAUUGCCAUGUCCUUGAAACCGGGUGGUGUUCUUGGUCGCCGCCAUGUCCUCGCCGCCGUCUGAUCCGAGCUCCGGUGGUGGCGAUGGCGGCUCGGCCGUGCCGGGGACGGCGAGCUCCAACUUCACGCUGCUGUACAUCAUCAUCGCCGUCCUCGUCGGCGUGAUCCUGUACAUGGCGAUCCGGUACGGCCGGUCGGUGAUGUCGGAGUGGCGCCAGCUGCAGGCCGGCGGCGGCGGCGGCGAGCCGCGCGCCGCGCUGCUCGGGCUGAGCUCGGACGACAUCGACGCGCUCCCCACGUUCACGUACCGGGCGCGCGGGGCGGCGGCGUCGCCGCUGGUCGGCGGCGGCGGGAGGAGGGGCGGCGGCAGCGGCAAGGGGAAGGGGGCGACGACGGUGGUGGUGGAGUGCGUGGUGUGCCUGCAGGAGCUCGCCGACGGCGACGUGGUGCGCGUGCUGCCGGCGUGCAGGCACUUCUUCCACGGCGGCUGCAUCGACCUCUGGCUGCGCGCCCACUCCACGUGCCCGGUGUGCCGCGCGCACCCGGAGCCCGACGGCGUGCGGCUCAGCGACGUCGUGGCCGUGUCGCCGCCGCUGCCGCAGCUGCGCCGGUGCGGCCUGUCGCCGGAGCGGCCCACGGCGGCGUCGCGCGCCCUGGCGGACAUCCUGGCACGUUCUCCAUUGAGGGGCAACACCACCUCGACGACGACGACCACCACCACCGGCGGACCGAUCACGUCGACGUCGUCGAAGUCGCCGUCGUCACCGGUUCAAGCGGCGAUCAUCAACUACGUGCAGGCCUCACGUUCGCCGUCUCCGACGGCGUACCACAGCCUGAACGAGCGGUGGCCGAGCUCGCCGACGCCGGUUGUGGUUGUGCGGUCGAAGUCGCCGUCGCCGUCGUCGCCACCGAUAGGUGGUCUGAGUCUGCAGACGACGACGGCGGCGGCGGCGAGAGGCGUCGGCGUGGUGGAAGGGGUGGAUGCAGGUGCAACCACGUCGGCGUCGGCGUCGGCGCCAACGCAGGUGGUGGCGCUGUCAAGGGAAGGUGGUGGUUCGCGGUCCAAGUCGCCGUCGCCGGUGCCACAUUAAUAACGAGGCUGCAGAAGAGACGCCAGGAUAAGGCUAUAGCUUGACAGGCAAUUUGAUUCUUUCUUCCUUUUUUUUUUUUGUGUAUGUCUCUUGUAUAGCUUGUGGGCUUAGAUUUGCUCCUUGAUCACAUUGUCUUGACACGAAGAAUGUGUGUAUUUUGAUAGAACGGAAAUGACAAAGUCCUGCCAAGCAGGGGUUCUCAACAUUAAGGGCCCCUUUAAAUCAAAAGAUUUAUGGAGAAAUUUCAUUGGAUUAA
Oryza sativa Japonica Group (Japanese rice) is the source of this 1536-nucleotide messenger RNA. RefSeq names its product E3 ubiquitin-protein ligase EL5-like. Lineage: Eukaryota; Viridiplantae; Streptophyta; Magnoliopsida; Poales; Poaceae. The record is from RefSeq and is a predicted model, not a curated record.